Emiliania huxleyi CCMP1516 is the source of this 471-nucleotide messenger RNA. RefSeq lists its product as hypothetical. NCBI's taxonomy places the organism in Eukaryota, Haptophyta, Isochrysidales, Noelaerhabdaceae. The coding region runs from base 1 to 471 and encodes 156 amino acids. The record is from RefSeq and is a predicted model, not a curated record. The transcript has 2 exons.
AUGACGAUCCGCAUCCCACAGCUCCUCGUUCUGCUGGCGUGUUCGUCGGCCGCGGCGCUCACGUUGACGCAGGAGAAGCACCUCGCUAAGCCGAAUGUUCGCUCACUGACGCGCCUCCGCGGCGGCGACACGAUCGGGACCGCGGUCGUCGGCGCCUCAGCCGCAAUCGGCGCGGCAACUGGGGUGUCGAUGUACCUUGGCACUGAGUCCAUCACCAAGAUGAUCUGGCUGGGCCUCAACACUUUCCCGCACGACAAGUACAUUGCGGUCGCCAUGAUUGGCUGGGCCGUCGGCAAGCUCUCGGCCGUGAUGGGCGGGGUUGAGGCGGCCAAGAGAUUCGCCUCGCUCAACUGCAUCCCACUCACUCUUUGGCUCCUGACCAACUUCCGAGGCGGAGCUCCGUUCACGACGUCCAUCAUGCCGGCCGUGCUCCUGGCCGGCUAUGUCUACGCUGGCUUCAUCGAGGACUGA